AUGUCUCACAACGAAAUUCAAGUCGACGUCCUGGUCAUUGGAGCCGGACCAACUGGUCUCGGCGCUGCCAAGCGCCUCCAACAUCUGAACAGUGCUUCUUGGCUUAUCGUCGACUCCAACGAAACCCCGGGUGGUCUUGCCUCUACUGAUACCACUCCCGAAGGAUUUUUGUUCGAUGUUGGUGGACACGUCAUCUUCUCCCACUACAAGUAUUUUGACGACUGCCUCAACGAAGCUCUGCCAAACUCUGAUGACUGGUACGAGCACCAACGCAUCUCGUAUGUCCGGUACCAGGGCCUUUGGGUCCCAUAUCCUUUCCAGAACAACAUUGCGGUCCUUCCUAAGGAAGAGCAGGCUAGAUGCCUUGGUAGUCUGAUAGACGCUGCUCUUGAAGCUCGUGGGAGGGCUCCGUCUGAUAAGCCACGCAACUUUGAUGAGUGGAACAUCAGAAACGUUGGAGAGCGCUUGAACGAGAUCUUUAUGCGUCCCUACAACUUUAAAGUCUGGGCCAUCCCCACGACCGAGAUGAACGCUACAUGGGUGGGAGAGAGAGUUGCUGCUCCCAACCUCAAGCUUCUCACUACCAACGCCAUCCUCGGCAAAGUAGCUGGCGGCUGGGGCCCCAAUGCGACUUUCCGCUUCCCUGCCAAGGAAGGCACUGGUGGUAUCUGGACUGCCGUCGCCGACACCCUCGACAAGGAAAAGACCCGAUUCGGUGAUCACGGUGCGGUGGCGAAGGUAGAUGCUGACUCCAAGACAGCCCACCUCAAAGAUGGAACCAUUGUUAAGUAUGGGGCUCUCAUCUCUACCAUGGCGAUCGAUCACUUGGCCGAGACAAUGGGCGAUGAAAAGCUUCAGCAGCUGGCAAAGCCUCUCUACUACUCUUCUACAAACGUCAUCGGUAUUGGCGUUCGUGGAGAGCGUCCUGAGCGCAUCGGUGAUAAAUGCUGGCUGUACUUCCCCGAAGAUAACUGCCCCUUCUACCGAGCCACAAUCUUUUCCAAUUACUCUCCGUUCAACCAGCCCAGUGAAGAAGUCAAGCUCCCCACCAAGCAGCUGGCAAACGGGGAAGUGCCUACCUCAUCCGAGCCUACGUCCGGCCCCUACUGGUCCAUCAUGCUCGAAGUUUCCGAGUCCUCCCACAAGCCUGUCAACCAAGAGACUCUGCUCGAGGAAACCAUCAAGGGUCUCAUUAACACAGACCUUCUGAAACCCGAGGACGAGAUUGUGAGCACUUACGUCCGACGUUUCGAUCAUGGAUAUCCUACUCCUACUCUUGAGCGGGAUGGUGCAUUGGCAGAAGUCCAGCCUUACCUCUACGGCAAGAACAUUCUCUCUCGCGGUCGGUUUGGGGCCUGGAAGUACGAAGUUGGAAACCAAGACCAUAGCUUCAUGCAAGGAGUCGAGAGCGUCGAUCACAUUCUCUCUGGCAGCGUGGAGCUUACAGUGUCAUAUCCGGACUUUGUUAACACUCGUGCCAACACCGAACGACGCCUUGCGGGACUGCAAGGAAUUCAGAUCUAG
Fusarium keratoplasticum is the source of this 1524-nucleotide messenger RNA. Its product is annotated as Amino-oxidase domain-containing protein. The record is from RefSeq and is a predicted model, not a curated record. Lineage: Eukaryota; Fungi; Ascomycota; Sordariomycetes; Hypocreales; Nectriaceae. The transcript is spliced from 8 exons. Bases 1 to 1524 code for a protein of 507 amino acids. Gene Ontology annotation, molecular function: oxidoreductase activity.